CGGCCCUCUAUGCGGUGAGAUGGCGUCGGAGCUGGCCAUGAGCGCGGCGGACUUGCCCACCAGCCCGCUGGCCAUCGAGUACGUCAACGACUUCGACCUGAUGAAGUUCGAGGUGAAGAAGGAGCCGGCCGAGGCGGAGCGCUUCUGCCACCGCCUGCCGCCGCCGGGCUCGCUCUCCUCGACGCCCAUCAGCACGCCCUGCUCCUCCGUGCCGUCGUCGCCCAGCUUCUGCGCGCCCAGCCCCGGAGGGCAGCCGCCGACGGGCCUCGCCCACCCGGGAGGCGGCGGCGGCGGGGGCGGCGGAGGCAACCCCGGAGGGGCGUCGGGCAAGGCCCAGCUGGAAGAUCUCUACUGGAUGUCCAACUACCAGCACCACUUGAACCCCGAGGCGCUGAACCUGACGCCCGAGGACGCCGUCGAGGCGCUCAUCGGACACCACCAUCAUCACCACCACCACCAGGGGGGCUACGAGGGCUUCCGGGGGGGCCAGCCGUUCCCCGGCGAGGAGCUGGCCCCGUCGGGCCACCACCACCCUCACCACCACCACCCGGGGCACCACCACCAUCACCCGGGGGCCGGGCACCACCCUCAUCACCAUCACCUGCGCCUGGAAGACCGCUUCUCCGACGACCAGCUGGUGUCCAUGUCGGUGCGCGAGCUGAACCGGCAGCUGCGCGGCUUCAGCAAGGAGGAGGUGAUCCGCCUCAAGCAGAAGCGGCGGACCCUCAAGAACCGCGGCUACGCGCAGUCGUGCCGCUACAAGCGCGUCCAGCAGCGGCACAUCUUGGAGAACGAGAAGUGCCAGCUGCAGGGCCAGGUGGAGCAGCUCAAGCAAGAGGUCUCCCGCCUCGCCAAGGAGCGGGACCUCUACAAGGAGAAGUACGAGAAGCUGGCCGGGCGCACCUUCGCCGCCGCCGCCGCCAGGGACCCGUCGCCCGCCCAGGGGGGACCCGCGUCGGGCAAGCCGCCCUCCGCCGACUUCUUCAUGUGAAGGCGCGACGGCGCGGACGGGACUGGGGGAGCCCCCGCCCCACCACCCCUCGAGGACAAGGAAGAAAGCGGUGGGGUGGGGGGCGUGCGAGCCCCUGUGGAUUGCCCUCCUCUCCCGCGCCCUCCUCGCUCGCCUCCGGAGAGAAGUUGUAAAUACCCGAAGGGGCACACCGCCUCGCGGUUGCUUUCUUGGGGAACCCAGGUCGCCACCCCCACCCCGGGACAGAGGGGAAACCAGACCUGAAGUGGAGGUGGGGUGGGGAGAAAGACCCUCUCUCCACCAAGUCCGCCCGCUCCACCUUCCUUGCACUGACUGCGUUCAUACCUUUUUUCUAUGUACGAAAGCCGACUUGAAUUCUUCUUUCUCUUUCCUCGCGCCCUCCCGACUUCGUACUGACUGGCUCUCCUUCCUCCUCUAUCCCCCUCUUCCCACUUGCCCUGCCCUCCCGCACCUCUUGAUGCCUCGUCUUUCAUCCGCUUAGUCCCUGGCGCGUUCGCCCCGUCGGCUGGCAAAGGAGGCGCGCGGACUUGUACAUUUCCUCGCGGGGACGGACGGACGCGCUCCGGGGGGCAGGCACCUUUUUUUUGGCAAGAAGGAGGAAGGACAACUUUUCUGUCUCCCCCACCUCAACGUAAACCAAACGAAAGCGCCGGAGCAGGCAAGCCCCCCGCCUCCAAAUAGCCCUCGACGUGAAGAAGCAGCAAUAGGAUUCUGGCGACCAAGGACAGCGCCGUUGGAGAGGGGUCCCCAACUUCCCUCGUCCUUUCCUUCUUUCCUUCCUUGGAGAGCCCGAGGCGGCCCUCGUCCUGCCGCGGCGCCCGACCGGCUCUCCUCCGCCUCCUCGACCUCCUUCUCUCCGCAUUCCUGCAUGCCGGACAUGUAUGGGAUUUCAGUAAAAUCUCUCCCCCAAACCCGCCCCGUCCCUUACGAGAACAGAAGAGGGGAAAGCAUGAACCAGUUGUUCUCCCCGCCCCUCCCCAAACUUUGUAUUUUACGUCCAGAAUUUCCCCCCUCUCCCCCUCCUUUUCGGUGCAUCUUAAACAGAAUCUGAUAGUCUUAAAAAAAAAAAAGAUUUUGCAAAGUGAUAUUUUCCGCCUCCCUCCUCUCCUGAUGGAACAGUGAUGCUCAAAUAACGCUGGACCUUUUUUCCCCUUGCGAGGACCACCUCCGCAAUCUGGGUUGAGUUUACUUGCCUUUUUAAUUCCCCUCCUUUUUUUCUUAAUUAUUAUUUUUGUCUGUGUGCGUUUUUUAUUUAAAAAAAAACCAAACCAACGGGGAACUGAGCCAGACUUAACUUAUUUAAGGUGUCCACUUGUACAUAUUAGUAGGUCUUUAGUUCCUUUCUUCUCUUCCUCCUCCUCCUGCUCUCCCACUGCCCAGUCUUAUCUUCUUGACCCUUUACUUUGCUUGGUGACUUUAAAAGGAAAAAAAAGAAAGAAAACUUUAAAAAAACAAACACGAGUCUUAAUGAAAGUUUGUAUGUAAUAGCAUGCAAAUAAUAUAAGAAUUAAUUUAACGAUGUUGACAAAGCCGAAUGCACUAUAUACAGUAAUCAAUUGGAUUAAAUAAUGCUGUUUGUUUUAUAGAGAUUUAAAAUUAUCUAUGCUGUUUAAAACAAUAUUGGGGGAAAGAAAAGUAAACACUCUUAAAGACAAUUUGAAAGGCAAUAGAGUUAAUAUAUGAACUGCAAUCUGUUGGCUGCUAUAUAAUAAUAUUACUAAUACUAUGCACCAGAAUUAUUUAUUAAAUUCCAAGGAAACGAAAUAACGGUUUGAACCUUGAUUUAUAAAAUGCACACUUUAUUUAUUGCUAAUAAUGAUGAUAUUAAUAAUAAUACAAACAAACAAAAAAAUGCAAUUGUGCUUUUGGGUGAAGGCUUAACUGAUUCACAGCUGGGCUAUUUUUUUUAAGAUAAAAGUUGUUUGUUUAAAAAGAGGACUCUUAGGAAUAAGUAUCUUUAAAGCAUAUGGGUAUUUCUCAAAACCCGGCACAAUUUGUGAAAUUUUGGAACCUGGUGCAUUUUUAGGUGCAAGGCAUUUUAAAUGAAAUUUCAAUUUCUGUGGUUUUUAAAACACUGUUGCAUCCAGAUACAACCAAUUUCAUCUCCAGAGCUUCGAUACGGUUCUUAAUUUUGUCCCCACAUCCUGCUCUUGAGCCAUGCAGGCUGUUGCAACCUCAAACCAACUGAAUAUUUAUAUAUAUAGAUAUAUUUUUGUUUGUUUGUCAUGAAUUGUUUCUUCUUUGUGUUUCAGGCAUCAGUGCAAAAAGCCUCCUUCUAGCUUUCAUUUGCUACGAAACAAAAAUAAAUCUCUUUAGACAUA
This is a messenger RNA of Podarcis raffonei (Aeolian wall lizard), 3312 nucleotides long. RefSeq names its product MAF bZIP transcription factor A (gene MAFA). Gene Ontology annotation, cellular component: nucleus. Gene Ontology annotation, biological process: regulation of transcription by RNA polymerase II; retinal rod cell development. Bases 20 to 991 code for a protein of 323 amino acids. The transcript has a single exon. Lineage: Eukaryota; Metazoa; Chordata; Lepidosauria; Squamata; Lacertidae. Gene Ontology annotation, molecular function: DNA-binding transcription factor activity, RNA polymerase II-specific; RNA polymerase II cis-regulatory region sequence-specific DNA binding. The record is from RefSeq and is a predicted model, not a curated record.